CAGACGAGAAAACUGAUUUGGUCUCGGGACACUGAAUUGCCUCAUGAAAGAGUUUCAUGUACCCCUCCCUGUACACCGAAACAGUCGCAGUGCACGCGGACACCAGCGCCGCAUACCAUUGGCUAAGAGCGCAGCUUUACCUGUAGGACGGUGUGCCAACCAGACAGCAGGAUAAACUUUUCUUUGCUCCGAUCCACUUCAGGGAUUUGAAUUCAUGCUCCAAAGAUCAUGGAGCCCGUAACGUCUUGGAGCGCCGAGAGAGUCAGCGAGUGGCUCAAAGGUCUGGAUGCUCCUCUACAGCAGUACUCGGUCUCUGAAUGGCAACUCUCUGGCUCAGAUCUUCUGCAUCUUUCAUCUACCAGACUGGAGAAACUUGGAGUGCAUAAAAUAGGACAUCAGGAGCUCAUACUGGAGGCUGUGGAAAAACUCUGUGCUUUGACAUACAGUGUUGGGGGUGACAAUCUGCGCAGUUUGACAGAGAAACUGCGUGCAGUGGCUCACACUCUGCAGAUGAGCAUACAGGGGCGCUGGCGUGUCAAUACCAGUGACGGCCAGAGUUCCACUAAGCUUUCACAACAGGUACUGCAGGCGGUGGUGGACGUGAUCACAGCAUCCAAUGGACUCGUGUCUUUGCUCAACAGGUAUCAAUUUGCACAGCAGACUGGACACAAAGCAAAUGAGAAAGUUGCCACUCUGUGUAAAGAUCUGGACAUUACAGUGCAUAAGGAAACUGCUGUGUUUGAAAAGGAGAAGGAUAUAAUUUCCAUAUGUCGCCAAUUGGUAGCAGUGUGUGAUGAGAUUUUGACCGAAACUCCAUUGCCUCUUCUUACCCAUACUGCCCAGCUGGAGAGUGUCGACCUGGUCCCAGCCUCACCAGGAGAUCAAGUGGGAAUUGAGAUCACCACCACAGGAUCCAGAAAUCAUUUUGUCACUGGAAAAGCAGCAGAGUCUCGUACAGAGAUCUGUGAGAAGAUUUUAGCGGGAGAUGAGGUCCUUCAGGUCAACGGACAGAUAGUGGUUGGCUGGAGCCGGGAAAACCUUGUUAAAAAACUGGAGGAAAAUCCAAAUGGAGUCACUCUGGUUUUGAGGAGGCUUCCAGGGUUCCUGAAACGCAAGGAGAGCCAAGCCAAGUCUGAGGUAUUAGAGAGAGAGGAGGAAGAGGAAGAGAAAAACAGACAUUCUCUUUUGGGCAGGGUGGCAGCUUCAGUCCGCUCUCUGUCCUUCAGUGAGGACAUGCGAGUGAUCCGCUAUCUCAGAUCAGCAUCAGAUGGCACACAUCAUUUCAGAAGGGAGAAAUCAGUGCUCUCUAGUGAACAAAGCUCUAAUGAGCAUCAGCCAAACACCUUAAAGCCAGGGGCAGACUCUCAGCGUGCAAGUCGAAAGAGUUUGGAAAUAGGUUCAUGUGCAGAAAGUAGUCCAUCCCCACAAAGCUCAGAGCUCAACCGAGCCAGCACAAGCUCCUGUCCUGACAUGGCAGGAAUAAGAGAGGAAAAGGAGAACAAAAAGAGCUCUACUAAAGGAACACGGACAGCGAUGAGCCGCAGGAGGGUGUCGUGUCGUGAACUUGGCCGCCCAGACUGUGACGGAUGGCUUUGGAAGAAGAGAAAAGAAACAAACGUCUUUAUGACUCAGAAAUGGCAGAGAUUUUGGUUCGUCCUGAAAGGUCCUACACUGUAUUGGUAUACCAGCCAACAGGAGGAGAAGGCGGAGGGCUUAAUCAAGAUCGGCAGCCACAAUAUAGAGAGCGCAGGAGAACACAAGAGGAAGUAUGUAUUUCAAAUGUGCCACCAGCGCUUCCAGAAUUUUUUCUUCGCUGCUGAUAAUGUAAAAGACAUGAGCAAAUGGAUUAAUUGCUUAAUCACAGCCAUUCAGAAACAUAAGAAAAAUGUUCAAAGUCAGCCAGACAAUGAAGAAGAAUGUUACAGUGAAACUGAAUCUGAAGAGGAAUCGUCCCGUUCACCACUUUCUCAUCGGAAGAAAGUCAAUACGAAAGCUCAAACACAAUCAAACACACUUCCUCGAACAAAGGGAAAGCAGAACAGGGUGUCAGAGCCAAUAACCAUUUCGCAAGCAGGUAAACUCUCAGGAAAUGUAGAUGAGAUGGAUGAAAUGUUCCAUAGCCUGAAGAAAGGAGGAGUGUCUCUGAUUGGUCAGAAUCAGCCGACGACUCAUGACCAGCUACGUAAAUCCUUCAUCAAACGCAACAAAAAUCCUGUUAUCAAUGAGAAGAUACACACACUCCGUGCCCUUCAGAGCACACUUAAGGCGAAGGAAGCAGAACUUCACCUGAUUAACAAGAUCCUGGAGGACUCUGAGUUCUCACCGCAGAAGUACCAUCAGUGGAAGCAGUUCAAUGAAGAGCUGCUGCAGGACAUUGAGAGACAGUACAAACAGACGGUCUCACCAAGCAUAGACACAGUGUCCAAGACCAACAAUGGGGCAAGCACACUGAAUCUGAGUGAUGGAGAACAGUUGGUAGAUGCAGAGACACCUGUUGACGGAAGCUCCACUUCUGCAGAGAAACAGGUGCCGAUGCAAACGCAUACCACAGUCACAAACGAAACUACAGAGAAAUACUUUUACAUAUGACACUUGCGCAGAUUCUGUGAACACAACCGUUUCCUUCUUGUACUGUAUUAAAAUAUAUAACGAAAUGAGAAAUGAAAGUGCAACAUUGGGAUAAAUAUAUAGAUCCGAAUUGCAGCCAUCUGGGACAGAGCACUGGCUGUUUUACCAGAAGUAAGGUCUAUCAUCUGGAGUUUUUCAAAACUACUUCUGCUGUUGAUUCACAAUAAACCAUCACUGAAUUUAUUAUGAACUGCAUAAUGCUGGCAAAAGAACAAAUCUAACUUAAAGCACUUGCUAAAGGAUGUUGAUUAUACAGAUGUAUGUAAUUUUAAAAAUAUAUAUUUUAGAUUAAUUAUAUUAAUAUGAUGAAUAUUUGUUUUUAUGUCAGGUAUGUGUGUAAGGUUUCCCUAAAUAUGUUAAAAAUAUUUUAUGAAUGUUCAGACAUGAUGGACAAGAAAGUAUUGCUUUUAUAAGAAUGUAUUCUUUUUAUUAUGUAGACAAUUUAUGGCAGUGCAGAUCCUGAAAACAAGUUUAGUAGGCUCAAAAACUAUAUUUCCUGAGGAAAAAAAAUGAUACCUCAUUGUGCAUAGUUUGUAUUAAAUGCCCAGCUAUGGUCAUUUCCCCAGAAUUGCCACACAGUGGCGCCCUGUGUUUUGGUCAUGUUUUGGUCACACUCCAGUCACCUGUUCAUUUAAGUCUUUCAGUGUUUUUAUACCAACAGUGUAUAAUCAUGCAUAUACUGGCUGUAUUUAUAUAUAUAUAUAUAUAUAUAUAUUAUAUAUGACC
Molecule: messenger RNA, 3354 nt
Organism: Sinocyclocheilus grahami
Lineage: Eukaryota; Metazoa; Chordata; Actinopteri; Cypriniformes; Cyprinidae
Product: connector enhancer of kinase suppressor of ras 1-like
Exons: 22
Coding region: 229-2589 (786 amino acids)
Molecular function (GO): protein binding
Source: RefSeq, a predicted model, not a curated record